AUGGCCAUCGUGAGGGCCAAGGGGAAGCCGACCCUCUUCAUUACCAUCACGUGUAAUCCGAAGUGGCCCGAGAUCGCAAACGCCCUGUUGCCCGGACAGAAGCCCGAGGAUCGACCCGACUUGGUGGCGCGAGUGUUCCACCUCAAGCUCCGCCGCAUCAUCGGGGACCUGACCAAGCAGGCCGUCUUCGGCAAGCCGAGCGCCUUCAUGUGGGUCAUCGAGUUUCAGAAGCGCGGCCUGCCUCACUGUCAUCUCCUGCUCAUCCUGCAGCCGGAGGACCGGCCUCGGACCGGCGCCGAUGCGGACACGAUCGUCUCGGCGGAGCUACCGGACCCCACCGAAUCGCCGCAGUCGGCCCGUCUGCAGCAGAUUGUCCUCACCAGCAUGGUUCACAACGAGUGCGGCGCUGCUCGGCCGACCGCGACCUGCAUGAAAGACGGUCAGUGCUCCAAACGGUUCCCGAAACCGCUCUCCCACGAGACCAUCUGGCAGGAGGACCGAACGUACCCCCAGUACCGGAGGCGCGGACCCGAGGACGGCGGCCAGCAGGCGGAGCACAAUGGGAGGCUGGUGACGAACCAGUGGGUCGUGCCCUACAAUCCGCUCCUCAGCCUUCGCUACGAGUGUCACAUCAACGUGGAGGUGUGCUCCUCUGUGGACGGAGUUAAGUACAUUUUUAUGUACAUUUACAAGGGCUCCGACCGGCAGAUGGUCCGCGCAGAUCAGCUGAUCGAGGCCGGUCAGGACGAGGUGGCAGCCUUCCGAGACCUCCGCUCCAUUGGUGCGAGCGAAGCAUGCUGGCGGCUGUUCAGCUUCGAGAUGAGCGACCGGUCACCAGCGGUGCUGGCGCUACAAGUUCAUCUCGAAGACCAUCAGCUGAUCUUCUUCCAGCCUGGGGAGGAGCGGCAGGCAGUGGCUGGGGAGCCGCGCCACACGCAGCUGACUGCCUGGAUGACCUACAACCGGGCGUCGGCCGGCGAGGACCCCGAGUGCCUCCGGGUGCUCUACCCGGAUUUCCCCCAGAAGUACCGCUGGGACGCCGGCCAGAAGCGGUGGCACCGGCGCCGCAACAUGCAGGCGGCGCCCACCAUCGGCCGGGUGGUGAGUCUCACACCCAGGCACGGGGAUGUAUUCUACCUCCGGGUAUUGCUGCAUCACGUCCCCGGCGCCACGACAUUCGCCGAUCUGCGCACGGUGGACGGCCAGGUGUGCGACACACACCAAGAGGCGUGUCGGCGGCGUGGCCUGCUCCAGGACGACCAGGAGUGGGCGGAGACGCUGGCUGAGGCCGUCCGCACCCAGCGCCCCGGCCAGCUCAGGCAGCUGUUUGUGGUGGUGCUGCUAUUUUGCGCGCCGGCCGAUCCCGCAACCCUCCUCCACCGGUUUCAGGCAGCAAUGGGAGAAGACAUCGCCCGCCGCCACCCAGAGCUGCCGCCGGAGACGGUGACGGGACUGGUGCUACUGCGCAUCAGCGACUCCCUCCAGCGGGCCGGCAAGACGCUGGAGGACUUCGGCCUGCCGCCCGUGCCAGCUGAACACCAAGCAGCGGCCGCCGCCUUGGAGGGAGCCGAGGAGCUGCGGCGCCUGCCUCCCAUUAUACGGGAGGAGGUCGACUUCGACCGUGCCGACCUUCAGCACACCGUCGACCAGCGGCUGCCAGGCCUACUGCCGGAUCAGCGCCAGGCGGUGGACACGGUGCUGGCCGCGGUUGACGGCCAGGAGCCGCUCGCCCUAUUCUUGGACGCACCAGGUGGCACUGGCAAAACAUUUACCUUUAAUCUGCUCAUCUCUGCGGUGCGAGCCAAGGGCCUGGUGGCACUUGCCGUGGCGUUCAGCGGUAUCGCCGCUACACUGCUGGACGGCGGGAGGACUUUUCACAGCCGUUUUAAAGCUCCUCUGCGACCGGACGACACCGUCAUCUUCAACAUCUCCGCCCAGAGCGAGCUCGCCCAGCUGAUCCGGUUAGCGCGCCUCAUCGUGAUGGAUGAGGCUCCGAUGGCGCACCGGCAUCACAUCGAGGGCCUCGACCGGACGCUGCGCGACCUGACGGGGUCCGAUCAGCUGUUCGGCGGCAAGGUGGCGGUGCUGGGCGGCGACUUCCGGCAGGUUCUGCCUGUCGUCCGGCACGCCAACCAGGCAGGCAUCGUGGACGCCAGUCUCCGUCGCUCGCCGCUGUGGCGCCACUUCAGAGUACACCGGCUGCGGGAAAACAUGCGCGCCAGGCUGGCGCAGGAGGAGAACCAACAGGCCGAGCUGGAGGAGUUCUCCACCUGGCUGCUGCAGCUCGGCAACGGCGAGCUUCCCACAGACGCCGAGGGACGGGUCACCCUGCCGCCGGCGCUGGUGCUGGAAGCCGAAUUGCCGGCCGUCAUCGACUGGACCUUCGGCAACCUGACCGACGCCGAUAGCAUGGCGUCCCGCGCCGUGCUGGCGCCCACUAACAGCACCGUCGACUCGGUGAACAGUUAUGUCACCGACAUCUUCCCGGGCCAGGCCGUGGAGUGCCUCAGCGCAGACGCCACCGUCGGGGAGGAGCAGGAGCCGGUACCCCAGGAGUACCUCAACGGGCUGUGUGUGCCAGGCCUCCCGCCUCAUCACCUGCUUUUGAAGCCCGGCAUGCCAGUCAUCCUGCUCCGAAACAUCGACCCGGCCAGGGGACUGUGUAACGGCACCCGGCUCCUGGUGGUGGCCGUCCACGGCGGCCGGCUCCUGGAGGCGACCGUGGCCUGCGGCAGCGCGGCCGGCCGCCAGGUUCUCAUCCCCCGCCUGACGCUGCAGCCGCCGGACGACGCCUUCCCGUUCGAGUGGCGGCGGCGCCAGUUCCCGGUGCGGCCCGCCUUUGCGCUCACAAUCAACAAAGCGCAAGGUCAGACGCUCCGGCGGGUGGCCGUCCUUCUGCGAGAGCCCGUGUUCGGCCACGGACAGCUCUAUGUUGCCGCGUCCAGGGUCGGCCGCUGGCGGGACCUGCGCUUCGUCCUGCCGCCGGGCAGCGGUGGACGGACCGCCAACGUCGUCUACCGGGACGUGCUGUGA
Molecule: messenger RNA, 3033 nt
Organism: Amphibalanus amphitrite
Lineage: Eukaryota; Metazoa; Arthropoda; Thecostraca; Balanomorpha; Balanidae
Exons: 2
Coding region: 1-3033 (1010 amino acids)
Biological process (GO): DNA repair; telomere maintenance
Molecular function (GO): DNA helicase activity
Source: RefSeq, a predicted model, not a curated record